UAUCCGUCGCCUCUGCCCCGGGCGUGGCGGGGGGGGGGGCCUGAUUUGGCGGCCAUGGCGACGUCGUGGAAGCCUGUCCUGCAGCCCUGGAUCCGGGAUCUGCUCCUCGGGCUGGAGCCUGGAGAGGGCUCCGGACUGGAGGAGAAGCGAGAGGGGCUCGGGCAGCUGCUGGAAGUAAUUGGGGAAGCUGAGCCUGGAGGGAGCCUAAAGCUGCCUGAUGGAGAGGCUGCUGCCAUCCUGCUGGUGACCGAUGGGACCCACAGUGUGCAUUGCCUGGUGACCCCCGAGGCCCUGAGCAUGGCUGCCUGGGAAGAGAAGCACUUUGGUUUUAGGAGGGCGGUGGGCCGGCUGCUGCUGCUGCAGGACUUCAGAGUGUGUGUUCAAGAGGCGGCCGAGACUUCAGUGCCUGCUCAGCAGAAUGGGAAGUUCUACCUAUGGGUACAUCGAUUCAUCCUGCUGCCCACAGAGCUCCCCAGGGAGGGAGUGACAAGCUGUAACUGGGACCCAGCUGUUCAGAGAAAACUUCAGGAGUGUAAAAAGCACCAUGAAAGGGAGAGGACUCCCCCUAACAUAGAUCGAGGUUCUACAUUGUCCCAGUUGCUGGAAGAGAUGUGUGAAGACAGACUGAGCUUACUAAGCUGUCAGGCCCAGAGCUGCUUGGAGCUGGGGGGUUCCCAGGGGGGUUCUCUGCCCCUUACUCGAUGGGGAGCUUCUCGAAGGAGGGCCCAGGGAGAAGCUGUGUUCGUUGUUCCAGGCCUGAGGCUGCACAUUAGUGCAGAAGAGGAGGACACCCUUCAGAACCUGAGGGCAGUGUCUGAAAACAGCCCUGAGCUUCAGAGUUUAGAGAGGACCCCAGCAGACCCCUGGCAAUUACUUCCCGCCCUGUCCUUGACACAGUCCUCUUCCUCCUCUUCCUAUGUAGAGCUCAGUGAUGUCUCUGGCUUCCCUCCCUCUUUCCUGUCAUCGCCAGAGGCCCUGGACUGUUUGCCGUUCUCGACUGAGGGAAGCCCAAGUCGGCUGAAGGAUAAUGUCACCAACAACCGGGAAUCCCCCUCUUCUGGGUGCAGGGAGCCCAUCGACCUGUCGCCUCUGCUUUUUCAGGGCGGCGGGUCCUCUUGUAUCCAGACUUCCUGCCCCCAGGAACCACCACAGGACCAGCUCCCUCCACCUCUUCCCUCUUCCUCCCAGGCAGCAGCCAGUAUGUCUAGGGACAAGUGGGAAACCCCUAGUACAGGGGGCCACCAGCAGCCCCUUGGAGCCCUGUUGAGGGCUAGGGCUAGGGCCAGGGGAAGCAAGGACAGACCGGGAAACAGGAAGGCCAGCCUGGAGUUUGUGAGCAAGAGGGUCAAGGGUCCCCUCUGGGUUCCAGAGAGCACUCCUUCAGGCGACUCCAGCCCAGGAGAAGGCCCGGCCUCAGCCAGGGCCCCUCCAGAGAGACACCUGGAUGACUCCCCUUUCCAGUACAACUACCCAGAGCCCUGCGUCCGCCUCUGCUCCCAGGUUGCAGCUACCAGACUCUGCCCAUCGCUCCUGGACUGGGCCAGACAAGUGCUAAUGGAGAGCGACCUGGUGGAGGUGUGAGAGCUCGGAGUUGCUGCAGAUGCUCGUCUGCCACUCUCACCCUUGCCUUGGGGGCGGGUUAAUAAAAAGCAGAACUGCA
Vombatus ursinus (common wombat) is the source of this 1660-nucleotide messenger RNA. RefSeq names its product ACD shelterin complex subunit and telomerase recruitment factor (gene ACD). The coding region runs from base 55 to 1581 and encodes 508 amino acids. Gene Ontology annotation, biological process: telomere capping; telomere maintenance via telomerase. Gene Ontology annotation, molecular function: telomeric repeat DNA binding. The transcript is spliced from 12 exons. The record is from RefSeq and is a predicted model, not a curated record. Lineage: Eukaryota; Metazoa; Chordata; Mammalia; Diprotodontia; Vombatidae. Gene Ontology annotation, cellular component: telomerase holoenzyme complex; shelterin complex; chromosome, telomeric region.